CUUGAAGAUUGAUGUAUGAACAGGCCGCUGUCACCGAGGACGAUGCCUUGGCAAAAACACACUUUUCUCUGGAUCAUCUUCUGUGCUACAUGCCAGAUAACCUGCUCAAAACUAAUGAUUGUGGGUCAUAACCUGACUGUUUAUUCAGGCUGUCCAGUGACAUGCCAACAAAGCAAUGACGAAAUUUUCAACCUGAUUUUCAAUGACACACUGACAAAAUUUUGCUUAGUGGAUGUCAAACAAAACACAUCUUCUACAGGACAUUGCCAAACAGAAUCUGGGGAAACAUUUUAUUUCAAUAUAACAAACAAUGGGAGUGAAAAUGAAGUAAUGCUAGACGAGGGAGUAACAGACAUCACAAUGUUGUUCCUGCCAGAUCAACCGCAAUAUCUGCCAUUAGACGUCUGUCUGAAUUCAACAGACUCCACAAACACAUCUCACAUCUGCCAGUGUAUGCUUAAAGGUAUUUUAAAUGUCAAUGCUCAAUCUCUUGUUAAUCCUAAAUGGAGUUGUGAAGGGGUGGCCUACAAUGCGUCUGCGUGCUACGGGAAAGAAGGAAGUACAUACAUUUUGCAUGUAAAAGGAAAUAAAACAACAUGUGUGACCUGCAUCAAACCAUCUACGAGCCCAUCACCCUCUACAACCAUGACUCUAUCCACAAACAAGACUGCUUUUACAGACACGUCUCCAUCCACAGACACGACUGCUUUUACAAAAACGACUCCAUCCACAACCCUGACCCCACCCACAGACACGACUCCAUCCACAACCGUGACCCCACCCACAGACACGACUCCAUCCACAACCGUGACCCCACCCACAGACACGACUCCAUCCACAGACACGACUCCACCCACAGACACGACUCCAUCCACAACCGUGACCCCACCCACAGACACGACUCCACCCACAGACACGACUCCACCCACAGACACGACUCCAUCCACAACCACCAAUUCAUCUAAAACCAUCAGUGCUUCCGCAGCUUCAAAGAUGAUGGACAACCUUGAGAACAUUGCAAAUGAGAUGAAAAAAACCAACCGAACCACUAAACCCAUUGCGGAGGAAGGCGUUAAAGGUGUUGUCUACAUACAGGACAGGAGCACAGAACCCAGAGACGUCAUCAUGUUCUCCUCAUCAGAUCAGGAGAUAAGCGUGACUGAGGCUCAAAACAUAGACCAGAAAAUGAGUUCUUGGUAUGUUAAAAUCUCAGACGAGGCAUUCAAUAAAUCCCGUCUGGAAAACAACGGAAGCGCGUUUGUUGGAGUUCUUCAGUUCAAAAACAUGGACGUCAAUGACAGAGAUAAAAGUCGCAUUGUUUUAAACAAAGAAGUUUAUGGAAUAUCGAUGGGAGCCAAACUCUCAAAUCUUUCUAAAAAUAUUGAAAUCAUCAUCCGGACAGAAAAUCGGACUGGCGAUGUGUCUUGCAACUCUUGGGAUGGCAGAGGAAACCUGACGUGGACGACGUUCGGCUGUGACACGCAAAGAAAUGACUCCAUCAUCAAGUGCUCAUGUUCACAUCUGACGUUCUUCGCGGUGCUGAUGUCGAUUCCCAAUGCAGACAUCCCCUCAUCUCAUGUGGACUCAUUGACUUAUAUCUCUUCUAUUGGUUGUGCUUCAUCCAUGUUUUUUCUGGGCAUCGCUCUGUUCAUGCAUUGCUUGUUACGGAAAAACAAAUCGAGCCAGUCCACGAAGAUCCUGAUCAAUAUGUUUGUGGCUUUAUUUACGCUGAAUUUAUCGUUUUUGUCCAACGAGAGCAUCGCCGACACACAGUCCAGCUCGGUAUGCACUGUCAUAGCGUUGAUCAUGCACUACUCUAUGCUGUCAACAUUCACCUGGUUCUUCCUUCAAGCUCUUCAUGUGUAUUUCUGGCUCAUCCGACAAAAUAUCACCAUCCAAAACUAUAUGAAGAAGAUCAUUGUGUCAGGAUGGGUGUGUUCGUGUCCAGUCGUUGUGAUUAUCGCUGCUCUCGGAGAAUACAAGUCAGUCGUCAUUCAAUCCACGGCUGAAAAAACAACACGAAUGUGCUGGAUCACAAAUCACUACAUUCACUACAUAGUGAACAUCGGCUACUAUUCCUUGGUCUUCAGUUUCACAACAGGAGUCUUCGUCAUGAUCGUCACCAAAAUGAUUCAAGCAAGAAACGUGCGCGUGGCUGAUGUCAAGAAAGCAGCGCUGAAGAAGCGUCUGCUGAUGAUCUUGAGUCUGUUUGUUCUCCUGGGCUUGACGUGGGCCGUGGCUUUCUUCAGUUAUGGAGACAUGAUCAUCCCGUCCUACUAUAUCUUCUGUGUGCUCAACUCUUUUCAGGGGUUUUUUCUCUUUCUGUAUUAUUAUCACAUUCGUAAUGAUGUCGAGGGCAGUUUCUCUGAUGAUCCCGACAGAUCCUCUUCCUCCAUUAACACUACACAAGAGAAUAUCUAAACAUAAUAGUGAAGGUGCUGUGUUUCCUCUCAUAAUGAGUACACAUCACCACGUACAAUUUCAUAUGUUGUGUAGUUUUCAGAUACUUACAGUUUUUUUCAACUGCUAACAAGCGUUGUUCAAUACUGAAGCCACAUUUUCAAAACUCUUCACACAGUCUGCAUUACCAACAUGACUGUUGGCCAAACACAACUCACAAAACUCACUCCGACCAACAAAACACUUCAUCUAUGUCUCAAAAUAAGAUCAUGACACUGACAACAAUUCUCAUUCAGAAAACAUACAUUUCAUUCAUAACAUACUGACCUAAAAAACACUAACAACAAGGAGCAUUAAAGAAAUGAUGAACUUUAUUAGUAACUGUUGAAUUAUUUGUCUCAUAAAUCAGUCUUUCAAAUAAAAUCACUCAUUUUCACUUUAAUGAAUGUACUACAGCAUUUUGUAAUCAGUCUUGUUACAUAUGCGUACAGUAAGUUUUCUUUGUUUAUACAGUAGUACUUCAUCUUUGAAAGUUACAGUACGAAGGUGAAAAAAAGAGGAAAAAAGUUCCAGGUGAUGAUAAAAAAAUAAAGAAUAAAAAUGAAUUCAACACAUCAACAAAAGUACAGUGAGGGUUCUAGUUCUCCCUCUCUCCUGCAUUUGGCCACAAGUUCUCAUCAACAUCACAUCUGAUGUCUUCUCUGGCCAUGCAUCGUGGAAAAUACCGUCUGGAAUGUCUAAUUCAGUUACAGUAUCAUCAAAGGAUGCUUGUCUCACCUGUUGUUCUGUCGGAACAUUUGUACCGUUGAUGCAACUGUUGAACGCGGCAGAUUUGGUUGCACCCUUAGACCGCCUCUCUCAAAGAGAGACCAUGAUUUACUACAUCAUCAAUAAUCUCAUCAGAGAUCACGGCUCUUGGUCUUCCUCUCCUUUGUCUUCCAUGCACUCUCCUUCUCUGAAGCACUCUUCUUUGAUCCAUAUUUACUAACAUCCCCUUUAUAAGUACAGUAAAUCAUGGUCAUGAGACUAAAGCAGAUCACCUGAGCAGGAUUUCAGCUAAAAUUGUCUAUACUUUACGUAAAAUAAUGACUGCAGAAAUGCAUUAGUCAUCAUUCUGUUUUAAAAGUGUUUUUAACCAGUUUGAAAGCAGUGCGUUAGCAUUUGAAAAGUGUGCUGUAAAUUCAUAGUGUUUUGCAGGUUGUGGACUAUAUGAAUGACGAAAGUGUUUGUGAAUUUUGAAAAAUGUGGUCACUGAAUGCAUUUUGUCUGAAAGCAAUGAGAAAUGAGUCACAGUUUGGUCUGCACAGACUUCUGUUUCGCUGAAUGUGUGUUUUGAAAAUGUGGCUUCAGUAUUGAACAAUGCUAGUUGAAAAAAACUGUAAGUUGACAGUUAUGAACCAUUAUUGAUUUACUAAUCUUUCCUGAAAACAUAGGCAGGUUUUGUGAGUCCCUAUUACUCGAAGUUGUUAAAGUUGAGCUCAUGUCCUCCUGUGAAACACAACAGACUCUCAGAUGUAGUUGUGAAUGAUCCUCAGAUCUGUCUGUAUCUGAUGAACAAUAUAAAUCCUGCUCUGUAUGGACACA
Molecule: messenger RNA, 3984 nt
Organism: Triplophysa rosa
Lineage: Eukaryota; Metazoa; Chordata; Actinopteri; Cypriniformes; Nemacheilidae
Product: adhesion G-protein coupled receptor G1-like
Exons: 17
Coding region: 16-2421 (801 amino acids)
Biological process (GO): cell surface receptor signaling pathway; adenylate cyclase-activating G protein-coupled receptor signaling pathway
Cellular component (GO): membrane
Molecular function (GO): G protein-coupled receptor activity
Source: RefSeq, a predicted model, not a curated record